This is a messenger RNA of Oncorhynchus masou masou (cherry salmon), 2215 nucleotides long. Its product is annotated as protein rogdi homolog. NCBI's taxonomy places the organism in Eukaryota, Metazoa, Chordata, Actinopteri, Salmoniformes, Salmonidae. The record is from RefSeq and is a predicted model, not a curated record. Gene Ontology annotation, cellular component: RAVE complex.
AAAGAAGGGAUUAGGGGGCGGGGCCAAGAUUAAUUGUUAAUGUGUGACUAAACUAUCUUGCUGAACGUAAACACAACCCUAGAAGAAGACGGGUUGAAGACCUUCUGGUUUACAUACGUGGUGGACCAGUCUGCCUGCGGGAAUGCUCAAUCCUCAAAGAUCUUUAUCUGAACUACCAAAGAUGUCGGGUCCAAGCCAAGCCGAGAGGGCUGUUUUGGAGGAGGAGUUUAACUGGUUGCUGAAAGAGGAGGUCCAUGCUGUUUUGAAGCAGCUCCAGGAUAUACUGAAGGAGGCAUCCAGGAGGUUCUCCAUUCCCACCCCAGGACUGGAGAACCAACUGAAACAGGAGAACUUCAUCCUGGGCAGCUCAACCAUGGACCAGGUGAAAGGAGUACUGACUCUACAGGGAGAAGCCCUGACUCAAGCUGACAUCAAUCUGAAAACUGCCAAAAGCAACCAAGUGAUGCAUUUCACAUUCAGGGAUGAUAAGCACUGGAAAUUACAACAGAUCCAGGAUGCUAGGAACCAUGUGAAUCAGGCUCUGCAGCUGCUGAGUGGUAGAGAUGAGAGCUACCACUUUAAGACUGGGGCCGAGGUCAACAAGCUGAUGGACGCGGUGAUGCUCCAGCUGACCAGGGCUCGUAACCGCCUCACCACUCCGGCAGCCAUGACCCUGCCGGAGCUGGCCACCAGCGGCCUCAUGAAAAUGUUCACUCCUCCAAUGCCAGGCGAUGUGAUGGUGAACUUCUAUAUCAACCUGAGUAAGCUGUGUCUGACUGUCUACCAGCUGCACGCAAUGCAGCCCAACACCACCAAGAACUUCAAGCCAUCUGGGAGCUCCGUGUUACAACCCGGAGCCAUGUUCGAGCUGAACAAUGCUAAGUUUGAGGUGAGCCAGGUUCACAAGGUGGAGUGUGUUGUCCCCUGGCUCAACAACACCCUGAUCUUCUUCACCAUCUCACUGCAGCUCUGUCAGCAGCUCAAGGACAAGAUUUCCGUCUUCUCUAGUUUCUGGAACUACCGACCGUUCUAACCUCCUGCAGCUAGCUGACCGUCAGAAUGCCUAGGUGUUAGCUGACCGUCAGAAUGCCUAGGUGUUCUAACCUCCUGCAGCUAGCUGACCGUCAGAAUGCCUAGGGGUUCUAACUUCCUGCAGCUAGCUGACCGUCAAAAUGCCUAGGGGUUCUAACCUCCUGCCGCUAGCUGACCGUCUGAAUACCUAGGUGUUCUGUCCAAAUCCUUCACACAAACCAACCCAGAUAAAAGGGAUGUCUUGAAAAAUAUUGUCUGAAUUGAAGUGGGUUUUGUUUGUGUAAUUUACAGGAGAACAGCCGGAUCAAAACCCAUAUACAUUACCAGUGUUUAGUAUUCCAGGGUUUGGGGCCCAUCCAUGUGUUACAGCUGCUUUAAUCCAGUCCCAAAUCAAACCCUAACCCCUAGACUACACUCCCUACUUGUGAAGAAAGUAUAGGGCUAAGCAAUAUGGUGGAGCUACUACCAUAUUGCUAUAUCUAUCCAAUACAUUCAGUGUUUCCCAUAGAUGGGAGUCGUUAGCGCAAUGACUGACUGGAAGUCUAUGGGAAUGAAUAUAGGGGAAACACUGCAUGACUAGAAGUCUAUGGGAAUGAAUAUAGGGGAAACACUGCAUGACUAGAAGUCUAUGGGAAUGAAUAUAGGGGAAACACUGCAUGACUAGAAGUCUAUGGGAAUGAAUAUAGGGGAAACACUGCAUGACUAGAAGUCUAUGGGAAUGAAUAUAGGGGAAACACUGCAUGACUAGAAGUCUAUGGGAAUGAAUAUAGGGGAAACACUGCAUGACUAGAAGUCUAUGGGAAUGAAUAUAGGGGAAACACUGCAUGACUAGAAGUCUAUGGGAAUGAAUAUAGGGGAAACACUGCAUGACUAGAAGUCUAUGGGAAUGAAUAUAGGGGAAACACUGCAUGACUAGAAGUCUAUGGGAAUGAAUAUAGGGGAAACACUGCAUGACUAGAAGUCUAUGGGAAUGAAUAUAGGGGAAACACUGCAUGACUAGAAGUCUAUGGGAAUGAAUAUAGGGGAAACACUGCAUGACUAGAAGUCUAUGGGAAUGAAUAUAGGGGAAACACUGCAUUCUGAUCUAGACAAGUCGGGACUAGGGGUUGAUUUAGGAUUGGGUGCACUUGUCUCUCUGUGUGUCAUCCGUUGUAUAGUACUAACUAACUUGACCUCCCUGUUG